UGUUUUCUACCCGUCUUAACACGGAUACAUACCACAGUGGUAAAACCUUCUGCUUCACGGGAUGUUUUGUAUACGUCGCUGUUUCUCUACAACAAAGGCAUCCCAGACAAAUGCAGCAGGAAUGAAUUCCUCAACCUGCUCAGUAAUAAUUUCGUAUUCUUCGCUUCGCGGACUCACAAUCUAAUCCAGUCGGGUCAAAUAAAUUGUUGCUGGACCUCGCCAGCACAGUCGUUUUUGGUUUGGGACCCCACUGCGACCCUUGACCAUAUAUUGUUCUUUCCAGUCUUUUGCGUGUUUUGAAAUGGUGCCUCGUUUUCGAAGAGAGGGAGUCUGACUCGUCUGACUAUUACCGGUCACUACUCUUCUACCGGGGAGUGACGCUGCUGGUUCCCAAUCUUACUCAUUCAAUUCUUCACAGUCCAGUUAUAACGUCCAAUACUUAAAUACCUUGAACUACCACUUGUCGACUUACGAAUUUUCAUACUAAGGAUCCAAUUAAAUUAAUCCCUGUUAGGCUUACGCUUCUAAUUUUCGGACGUACAUCUCAAAACUCCAUUUUCGAAUUUACUUCGAAAUUUGGCAACGAUUAUUCUUCCCCUCACUUCUCUAUCGUGAUUGGAGCGCCACGUUAUAAUCUCGAUCCACCGCGUCUACUUACAGAAGUACAGCUCUAGCAGCCCUGUCGCCGGAUGAGUGUGAGUAUGGGUUGCGGGUCGUCUAAGCGGACGGCUGUGAUGCCAGUAGGGGACUCCGUCGGCGAUGGUGAGGCGGCACGUGGCCCCACGCGUGGCAAAUCCGAACUGCCUGCCCUGGAGGGAGAAGACCCUCCGACGGAACAGCUGAAGGAGGGAAGCAUUCGCCCUUUGCAGAACAGCGGGAACAGAGAGCGCACGGCACAGUCACUGGCCUUUGAAGUUCCUGUAGCACAAGAAAGUAUAAUACGGAAACACCCACCUCGUCGUCUGCAGCGAUUGGAGGAUCAACAAAUAACAUUAUCACAUGAGCUACUGGACGAGAAGCAAGAGGAGGCCAAACAACGGAGGUUUCAGAUCUUAUCACAGCGAGUACAAUCAGCUAAGAGAGUACGGAAACGCUUUUUAGAUAAUGAUGAAAAUAAUGAGAAUGAAUAUGUGAUUGAAACAAUGAAGCGUGAGAACUCAACAGUGGAACUAUGACCUUUAAAAGUGUCUCCUGUAAUAAUCAGUUAAUUCCAGAUACUGGAGUCCAGUUUCUACUCUAAAGACUUUUCUGACACUGAAGCUUUCCUAUACAAAUCAAAUUUAUAUUGUUUUUGCAGGUUACAGGGUGCUAUUUUAAAAUUCAUUGAGUAAGGGUAGAUAGGAGUUGUUUUUCUUAAUAACAGUUUGAGAAAUGAAUUCAGUAUACAGCAUCAAAUGGCAGAAUAUUUGUGAAUAGUGAUUUGGAAAGGAUGUAAAGGAUGUAACAGUGCUUAUUUUAAAAUAUAAUUUUCAGGCAUUUAAUUGGGCUAUUUGAAUGCCUGGGCCAGCCAUAUUUGCUAGCUGUGCUGGAAGAAAAGUUUUGGUAGGAUGAGCAUAUGUUUUUGUUAACCAAAAUUUUUUGGACAAAAUGCCAGUUGAUUCAGGAAUGCUUCAUUGUGCAACCAUGAAGAAACAACUGUAAUUAUGACACCUAUCAGAGAAAUUAAUAAUUAAUUUAAGCAGAGCAUGGAAAGAGCUUGGGCCAUGCUUGGUGUAAGGCAAAUUUUUUUUAAAAUGGCUGGAGUUCCAUUUGCCAGUGAAUAUGUUCAGGUACCAUUUCAGCAAUAUCUGAGAAAAGCUAUGGAAAAUCUCAGUUAGAAAGUCUCAGUUUCAACUGAAGACUGAUAAGUGUGAAGAAGGAUUGCUAACCUCUUAUCUGCGUUGUCUGCUAAGAUAGAAGUUAGACCUGAGUGUAACGAGGUUAAAACUUUUCAUUGACAAAACUUCAGUUAAAGAAGUUCUUAGAGUUUUUGAAAGUUCCAUUCCACUUUUCCACUAUGGGAAAUAAACAUAGAACUUUCUGCUUAAGAAGUAAAAUUUCUGGUACUGAAUCAUUAGCUAUUGUUCCACUGACUGUUGGUACUUGUGGUUCUCACAGCAGUGAGAUUUAAUAUUAUUAUCUGGGAUUUUAUGCUGUGUAUUUUGGUACAUAGAUACUAAUAUUUUGGAGGAACUGCUGCUGCCGUCUUCAGGAUGAUUCAGAUUUGAAACACAUUAUUAUAAUACAAAUGUCCUUGUCAUUUAGAAUAAUGACAGGAAAGCAUCCCUAAGAUUAGGAGAACACAAACAGAUAUGUAACAAUAUUUAUCCAUGAUCUUGUAAAUUGAUUAGGCAAUUCUCUCAGCAAGAUUUGAGGUUCUCAUGGCACUGAAUAUCAAGACUACGGUUAUCUCUGAAUUGAUCACGUGUUGACUGGUAGAUAUGUACCAGUGUUUCAGAGGAAGCUGUCUCAAUCUUCAGGAUAGAGGAAGUGGGGUGAGAAGUAGCAGAAUGCACUGCAUCAUUUCCCAGAAGGCCGUAAUCUUAAAUAAACUCUCAGAGGCUUUAGUGAUGAUUCUUAGUCCUCUUGUUCAUCUUAACAUCAUUCUUCUGAAACAGUAUGCGCAGUCCGGAACCAACAUAAUACAUGUGUUCUUGAAAAAAUUUUAUGUAAGGUGAAAUUGUAUUAGUUGAUAAUAUUAUAUUGCAGCAUCCUUCUGCACCUCACUUAUUGUUCGACAAACGUCACUGAUUCAACCAUCUUAUGUGCAACACAUCUUUCUAAAACUUACUUAACUUUUUUCCACAUCGCACACUGCCUCUUUCUACAACUUAUUUUAAAGUUUCUCCACAUCACAGUACAUGUUUUGACCAACAGUGGUCAUCAUCAAGCGUCUAAAACUGUUGAUGAAAAUUGCUGUGCUUCCAUUUUGUUUUUUCAAUAUUUGAUGUGUAGUCCCAGCUACGCACUUACAUGUGUAUUCCACAGGGCUGGGCAGUUCUUCCUGUUGUGUUCUACCAUGUGUAUCUUUACUACACGAAUCCCCCAUUAGAAAUAAUGUAAAUGGGGGAGGGGAUGCAUUCCAGUGCCCUAACCAGAUCAACAUAUUUUAAUUCUAUAUUCUUAUUAUGAUUGCACUUUGGUUAUUGCUUGGUGGUUUUUACUUGUUUAUGUAUAUAUGGAGAAAUAAUGAUAAAUUGGAAAAAUAGUCAUGUUAGUUAAAAACAAGCUGUACUUAAAGAAAAAUGUCUUAAACCAAAUUCAUGUUGGUAAAACUUGUGUUGGAAAUUGGGUGUUUCUUCAUUAUUCCACAUGUGUACUGUGAAGAAUAGCAUUGAUAGUUCCACAGACUUCCAACAUGAGCUAAUAAAAUUAUUUAAAUACUA
Messenger RNA from Cryptotermes secundus, 3365 nucleotides. RefSeq lists its product as uncharacterized. The transcript has 6 exons. The record is from RefSeq and is a predicted model, not a curated record. Lineage: Eukaryota; Metazoa; Arthropoda; Insecta; Blattodea; Kalotermitidae. The coding region runs from base 690 to 1175 and encodes 161 amino acids.